Saimiri boliviensis boliviensis (Bolivian squirrel monkey) is the source of this 6261-nucleotide messenger RNA. It is a transcript of the gene ADAMTS13, whose product is annotated as ADAM metallopeptidase with thrombospondin type 1 motif 13. Gene Ontology annotation, cellular component: extracellular matrix. Gene Ontology annotation, molecular function: metalloendopeptidase activity. The record is from RefSeq and is a predicted model, not a curated record. Lineage: Eukaryota; Metazoa; Chordata; Mammalia; Primates; Cebidae. Gene Ontology annotation, biological process: extracellular matrix organization; proteolysis.
CCCAGCGAGCAGGCCUGUCCCAUCUCACACUGACCAGAUUCCCAGUCACCAAGGCCGCCUCUCAGUCCGCUCCACUCCACAGGGCGGCUCUCCUGAGGAUGUGCCAGCGCCACCUCCGGGCAAGAUGCCCUUCCCUCUGUGUGGCUGGAAUCCUUGCCUGUGGCUUUCUGCUGGGCUGCUGGGGACCCUUGCAAUUCCAGCAGAGUUGUCUUCAGACUUUGGAGCCAGAGACCGUGUCUUCCUACUUGAGCCCUGCUGCUCCCUUAAAAGGCCGCCCUCCUUUCCCUGGCUUCCAGAGGCAGAGGCAGAGGCAGAGGCGGGCUGCAGGUGGCAUCCUGCACCUGGAGCUGCUGGUGGCCGUGGGCCCUGAUGUCUUCCAGGCUCACCAGGAGGACACGGAGCGCUACGUGCUCACCAACCUCAACAUCGGGGCAGAACUGCUGCGGGACCCAUCCCUGGGGGCUCAGUUCCGAGUACACCUGGUGAAGAUGGUCAUUCUGACCGAGCCUGAGAGUGCCCCCAAUAUCACAGCCAACCUCACCUCGUCCCUGCUGAGCGUAUGUGGGUGGAGCCAGACCAUCAACCCCAAGGACGACAUGGAUCCUGGCCACGCUGACCUGGUCCUCUAUAUCACCAGGUUUGACCUGGAGUUGCCUGAUGGUAACCGGCAGGUGCGGGGGGUCACCCAGCUGGGUGGUGCCUGCUCCUCAACCUGGAGCUGCCUCAUUACCGAGGACACCGGCUUCGACCUGGGAGUCACCAUCGCCCAUGAGAUUGGGCACAGCUUCGGCCUGGAGCACGACGGCGCACCCGGCAGCGGCUGCGGCCCCAGCGGACACGUGAUGGCUUCGGACGGCGCCGCGCCUCGCGCGGGCCUCGCCUGGUCCCCUUGCAGCCGCCGGCAGCUGCUGAGCCUGCUCAGCGCAGGACGGGCGCGCUGCGUGUCGGACCCACCGGGGCCUCAGCCAGGGUCUGCCGGACGCCCGCCCGAAGCGCAGCCUGGCCUCUACUACAGUGCCGAGGAGCAGUGCCGCGUGGCCUUUGGCCCCAAGGCUGUCGCCUGCACCUUCGCCAGGGAGCACCUGGAUAUGUGCCAGGCCCUCUCCUGCCACACAGACCCACUGGACCAAAGCAGCUGCAGCCGCCUCCUCGUCCCUCUCCUGGACGGGACAGAAUGUGGUGUGGAGAAGUGGUGCUCCAAGGGCCGCUGCCGCUCCCUGGUGGAGCUGACCCCCAUAGCAGCAGUGAAUGGGCACUGGUCUAGCUGGGGUCCCCCAAGUCGUUGCUCCCGAUCCUGCGGAGGAGGUGUGGUCACCAGGAGGCGGCAGUGCAGCAACCCCAGACCUGCCUUUGGGGGGCGUGCGUGUGUUGGUGCUGACCUCCAGGCCGAGAUGUGCAACACUCAGGCCUGUGAGAAGACCCAGCUGGAGUUCAUGUCGGAACAGUGCUCCAGGACAGACGGCCAGCCAUUGCACUCCUCCCCUGGCGGCACCUCCUUCCACCACUGGGGCGCUGCUGUGCCACACAGCCAAGGGGAUGCUCUGUGCAGACACAUGUGCCGGGCUGUUGGUGAGAGCUUCAUCAUGAAGCGUGGAGACAGCUUCCUGGAUGGGACCCGGUGUGUGCCAAGUGGCCCCCGGGAGGACGGGACCCUGAGCCUGUGUGUGUCGGGCAGCUGCAGGACGUUUGGCUGUGAUGGCAGGAUGGACUCCCAGCAGGUAUGGGACGCAUGCCACGUGUGUGGUGGGGACAACAGCACAUGCAGCCCCCGGAAGGGCUCUUUCACAGCUGGAAGAGCCGGAGAAUAUGUCACAUUCCUGACAGUUACCCCCAACCUGACCAGUGUCUACGUCGCCAACCACAGGCCUCUCUUCACACACUUGGCGGUGAGGAUCGGAGCACGCUACGUGGUGGCUGGGAAGUCGAGUAUCUCCCCUAGCACCACCUACCCCUCCCUCCUGGAGGAUGGCCGUGUUGAGUACCGAGUGGCCCUUACCGAAGACCGGUUGCCCCGCCUGGAGGAGAUCCGCAUCUGGGGACCCCUCCAGGAAGAUGCUGAGAUCCAGGUUUAUAGGCGGUAUGGCGAGGAGUAUGGCAACCUCACCCUGCCAGACGUCACCUUCACCUAUUUCCAGCCUAAGCCACAGCAGGCCUGGGCAUGGGCCGCUGUGCGCGGGCCCUGCUCGGUGAGCUGUGGGGCAGGGCUGCGCUGGGUAAACUACAGCUGCCUGGACCAGGCCAGGAAGGAGCGGGCGGAGACUGCCCAGUGCCGAGGGAGCCAGCAGCCACCAGCGUGGCCAGAGGCCUGCGUGCUCGAACCCUGCCCUCCGUACUGGGCAGUGGGAGACUUCGGCCCGUGCAGCGCCUCCUGUGGGGGUGGCCUGCGGGAGCGGUCAGUGCGUUGCGUGGAGGCCCACGGCAGCCUCCUGAAGACGUUGCCCCCAGCCCUGUGCCGAGCAGGGGCCCAGCAGCCAGCCGUGGCAGAAACCUGCAACCCCCAGCCCUGCCCUGCCAGGUGGGAGGUGUCAGAGCCCAGCCCACGCACAUCUGCCGGUGGAGCAGGCCUGGCCUUGCAGAACGAGACCUAUGUGCCGGGGGCAGAUGGUCUGGAGGCUCCAGCGACUGUGGGGCCUGGCUCCAUAGACGAGAAGCUGCCUGCCCCUGAGCCCUGUACCAGGAUGUCAUGCCCUCCAGGCUGGGGCCAUCUGGAUGCCAUCUCUGCAGGGGAGGAGGCUCCCUCCCCAUUGGGCAGUACCAGGACGGGGACAGGAGCUGCACCUGUGUGGACCCCUCUGGCGGGGCCAUGCUCCGUCUCCUGCGGGCGAGGCCUGAUGAAGCUGCGUUUCCUGUGCAUGGACUCUGCCCUCAGGGUGCCUGCCCAGGAGGAGCUGUGUGGCCUGGCGAGCAAGCCUGGGAGCCGGUGGGAGGUCUGCCAGGCUGUCCCGUGCCCUGCUCGAUGGCGGUACAAGCUGUCGGCCUGCAGCGUGAGCUGUGGGGGAGGGGUCGUGCAGAGGAUCCUGUAUUGUGCCCGGGCCCAUGGGGAGGACAGUGAUGAGGAGAUCCUGUUGAACACCCAGUGCCAGGGGCUGCCUCGCCCAGAACCCCAGGAGGCCUGCAGCCUGGAGCCCUGCCCACCUAGGUGGAAAGUCACCUCCCUUGGCCCAUGCUCAGCCAGCUGUGGCCUUGGCAGUGCUAGACGCUCCGUGGCCUGUGUGCAAUUCAACCGAGCCCAGGAUGUGGAGGUGGACGAGGCGGCCUGUGCGGCUCUGGUGCGGCCCCAGGCCACCGUCCCCUGUCUCAGUGCUGAUUGUACCUACCGCUGGCAUGUUGAAGCCUGGACGGAGUGCUCUGUUUCCUGUGGGGACGGCAUCCAGCGCCGGCGUGACACCUGCCUGGUACCCCAGGCCCAGGCGCCUGUGCCCACAGCCUUCUGCCAGCACUUGCCCAAGCCGGUGACUGUGCGUGGCUGCUGGGCUGGGCCCUGUGCGAGACAGGGGAUGCCCAGCCUGGCACCCCACGAAGAAGCCACUGGUCCAGGACAGACCACAGCCACCCCUGCUGGUGCUUCCUUGGUGUGGUCCCAGGCCCAGGCCCUGCCCUUCUCCCCAGCUCCCCGGCCUUGGUGGCUCCUGCCUGGGCACCAGGAAAGCCCAGCGCAGUCCAGUGCCUGUGGCAGGCAGCUCCUUGAGCCAACAGGAACCAUUGACAUGAGAGGCCCAGGGCAGGCAGACUGUGCAGUGGCCAUUGGGCGGCCCCUCGGGGAGGUGGUGACCCUCCGCGUCCUUGAGAGCUCUCUCAACUGCAGCGCGGGGGAGAUGUUGCUGCUCUGGGGCCGGCUCACCUGGAGGAAGAUGUGCAGGAAGCUGUUGGGCAUGACGUUCAGCUCCAAGACCAACACGCUGGUGGUGAGGCAGCGCUGCGGGCGGCCGGGAGGCGGUGUGCUGCUGCGGUACGGGAGCCAGCCCACCCCGGAAACCUUCUACAGAGAAUGUGACAUGCAGCUCUUUGGACCUUGGGGUGAAAUCGUGAGCCCCUCACCGAGUCCAGCCGCGAGGAAUGCAGGGGGCUGCCGGCUCUUCAUCAAUGUGGCUCCGCAUGCCCGGAUUGCUAUCCGUGCCCUGGCCACUGACAUGGGCACUGGGACUGAGGGAGCCAAUGACAGCUACAUUUCGAUCCGGGACAUCCACAGUUUGAGGACCACAACAUUCCGUGGGCAGCAGGUGCUCUACUGGGAGUCAGAGAGCAGCCAGGCUGAGAUGGAGUUCAGCGAGGGCUUCCUGAAGGCAAAGGCCAGCCUGCGGGGCCAGUACUGGAUGCUCCAAUCUUGGGUGCCAGGGCAGGACCCUCAGUCCUGGAAGGGAAAGGAAGGAACCUGACGGUUGUUGAACAUCUAUUAUGUGUCUGGCCUGCCCUCUGGUCUCAGUGCUUUCCAAUUCUAACUUUCUCCAAUCUUAGAGAUCUACUUGAGAGUCCUCUCCAAUGUCCAAAAGGCUAGAGGGUUGGAGGUGGGGACUUUGGAAAGGCAGCCCCAUUUCCUCGGGUACCAAUAAAUAAAACAUGCAGCCUAACCGGCGUUUUUUUCUUAUAAGCAAGCUGUCCAGACCUGGCUUGAAAACCCAUCCCACGGCAAGGCAGGGAUUAGCUGACAGCGGUUGGCUCUGUCUGAUCUGAACAAGCCCCUGGACACCUCUAGUUAUCUUCUUCCUAUCCAGGGAGAAAAGCCCAUCAGGAUUGCACUCCGAGGCUGGCGUAGUUGCCAGCUCCCUGCGAAGCCCCACCCGUGUGUCCCGGUCGCGCAGGCUCAGACGCGGCUGGCUACCGAUCCCUUUGUGAGGGCUGUGAGCUGCGCCGGACGGCCGUACCAUGAGCGGCUCGGGCGGGGCAGCCGCGGCGUCUGCCAGCUCCGCGCCGCCCGCGCAGGAAGAGGGCAUGACGUGGUGGUACCGCUGGCUGUGUCGCUUGUCGGGGGUGCUGGGGGCCGUUUCUUGCGCAAUCUCUGGCCUCUUCAACUGCAUCACCAUCCACCCUCUGAACAUCGCGGCCGGCGUGUGGAUGAUCAUGAAUGCCUUCAUCUUGUUGCUGUGCGAGGCGCCCUUCUGCUGCCAGUUCAUCGAGUUUGCAAACAUGGUGGCGGAGAAGGUGGACCGGCUGCGUUCCUGGCAGAAGGCUGUCUUCUACUGCGGUGAUUGCUGAUAGCUGCCAAACCUGCCCAGUGGUUCUGCGCCGGGAACUCAGCUGUCGCUGUGCUGCAGUCGCUGGAAGGUUCAGAGGUUUAUGAGCAUGUGUGGCAGCAUUCCGUGCAGCUGAGAAAAAGGGAAGCGUCUGGAACUUUGGGCCAUCCACUGGGUGUUGUUAACCAGACGAUAGUAGGUCUGUAGGAUGUGUUUCCGAAGAGUGGGUUGAUCUAGGUGUCCUGACGUGAAAGGGGAGAAGCAGGUUGUCGAGCAGAAAAUGUUGUUGCCCUCUAAACGUGCUUGUUGAAGUUUUUCCCAUUUCUAACAAUGAAAUCAAUCUGUAAUACGUCUCCUCUGAGUCAGAAGAUGGAACUAAUCUCAGGAUAAGUUUAAUACAUGGAAGCUCCUAGAAUAUUGCCCCUAGUGAACAGGAGGCUGGCGGCAGCAGUAUUUAUCAUUGCCUAGGUUAUCUUUUGAAAGAGGUGCAGACACAAGCUUGCUUUCCCUUCAGAGAGGUCCAGUAGUUUUGAUACUAAGAGCACAAGCCCGGUGCUUAGCUCUGGAGCCAUCUUCUGCUCUAUCUAAAUCACGAAGAACACAGGAUCACAAAGUCCUCAUCUUCCGCAGUAUCAUGUCCUUUGGGGUUCAAAAAACUGUACUUUAAAAAUGCUAGCCAUACUAUAAAUUCAUUAACUAUAAUUUGGAAAAUAGAACAGUGUUACUUGAAGCCGGCUGCCUCCUAAUCUUCUGAUGUGUGUGCUUCCUGUCUGCGGGCGGUUUUUAAACGCCUGCUUUUAACACAGUUAUCACCAUUAUGAAUCAGUUUGUAUCCUGCUUUUUUCACUUAGUGUAAUGAUAUAAGCAUUUUAAACAUCACCACAGACUUUAUAACAUUACUUUUAAUAUAGGAAUAUUCACUCAGCUGGAUGUAUCAUGGUUUUCUUAAUUUCUUAACUGGUGUAAAUCGAACUGCGAUAAACAUCUAUCUGCUAAGACUUUUUCUGUGUUUAUGAUGAUUUCCUUAAGAUCUGUCUUCAGGUGUGGAAUUAUGGGGUCGAAGAGUCUGAUCAUUAAAAGUCUUUUAAGA